UAAAACUUUUGUUUUGGAAAAGUAGUGUAUACACUUGGGAAAUAAUUAACACAAAUCAAUAUAAUAAUUAGUCACUAUCCAAUUAGAAACAUACCAAUGGGCAAUAAACAAAUAAAACAACACUUGGAAACAGCCCAAAAGACUGGAAUUCUAAAGAUUUCCCUACAACGCCUUCAAGACUUUCCACCUCAACUCAAAACCUAUCCGAAUGUUCUCAAAACACUAGACUUGUCCGAGAAUCGCUUCGAACGAAUCCCAGAUGACAUUGCAAGGUUUACCCUACUCAAGCACAUUAACCUAAGCGGAAACAAGCUAACCGAACUGCCAGAUGUCUUAGGCGAGUUACAAAAACUUGAAGUUCUUUUGGUGAUGGACAAUUUCCUAACGAGAAUUCCCAAAACCCUCUCGAAUUUGAAGCACCUGAAGCAAGUCAAUCUAAGCAAUAACCAAAUAGUUGAAUUCCCCAUUAUGCUUUGUGGGUUGAAGCAAUUGGAUGUUCUGGAUAUAUCGCGCAAUAAGAUCACCUCAGUUCCGGCUGAAGUCAGGAACUUGCAUGUGAUAGAGUUGAAUGUUAACCAAAAUCAGAUUUCCAAACUUUCGGAGGAAAUUGCCGAUGCACCGAGAUUGAAAACCCUACGAAUUGAAGAGAACUGCCUGCAGGCUAGCGCCUUCACACCGCGCAUCCUAAAGGAGUCCAAAAUAAGUAGCUUAUGUGUGGAUGGAAAUCUAUUCAACUCAAAACAGUUCACUGAUCUGGAUGGUUACGAUACAUAUAUGGAGCGUUAUACUGCCGUUAAAAAGAAAAUGUUCUAAGGGAAGAUUACGAUAAAGAAGAAGAAGGUGAUGACCAAAUGCAGUUCGAAGAAGAAGAAAAAGUGCUUAGGAUUAAGAAGAUUAUAAUUCCUCUAGAUGUGUGCUAGAUAUUUAUUGAAUUUCUCUCUGAUUUUGUGUAAUUUCAAAAAACAGCGUUGAGCGCAAUAAAUUUUCUUUAUAUAUUUUAUCAUUGUA
Eupeodes corollae is the source of this 1008-nucleotide messenger RNA. RefSeq names its product leucine-rich repeat-containing protein 57. NCBI's taxonomy places the organism in Eukaryota, Metazoa, Arthropoda, Insecta, Diptera, Syrphidae. Gene Ontology annotation, molecular function: protein binding. The transcript has a single exon. Bases 97 to 813 code for a protein of 238 amino acids. The record is from RefSeq and is a predicted model, not a curated record.